UUUGAUGGACAUGAGUUUGAGCAAGCUCCAGGAGUUGGUGAUGGACAGGGAAGCCUGGUGUGCUGCAGUCCAUGGGGUUGCAAAGAGUCAGACACGACUGAGCGACUGAACUGAACUGACAAUGAGGAUCACCAUUUCUACAUCCUUUAAAUCCUUAAAGGUGGCACUAAUCUCAGCCAUACCCCCAGGAUGUAAUAUUUCUUUGGAUUUAGUAUCUUUGAUGAGUGAAGGUAAGGAUACAAUGAGAAGUCAGCAGCAUGUGACCCAGAGGAGGUUUUCACGAGAACCUGAUCAUUCCGGCACCCUGAUCUCAGACUUUAAGCCUCCAGAACUGCGAGAAACAAACAUCGUUGCUGGAGCCCCCUGGUUUAUGGGCCAUCUACUGUUGCUGUCUUUUUCUCCUUUGUGGGAUGGGGACCUGGCUACUCUCAGAGGUAAGCCCCAUCUCUCUACCUCUAUGGACCCAUUUGGAGACAGUGACAGUCACCACAAGGGCUUGGGGAUGGGAAAGGAGGGUGUGAUACACAGAAUAAUGGCCCCCCACAAAGAUGUCCACAUUCUAAUUCCCAGAACCUAUGAAUGUGUCACCUUACAUGGCAAAAGGGACUUGGCAGGUGUGAUUAAGAAUCUUAAACUGGGGAAAAUUAUCCUGGAUUAUCUAGAUGACCCCUAUGUAAUCACACAGAUCCUUAUAAAUGAAAGAAGGAGGCAGGAAAAUCAAUGUCCAUAUGACCAAAUUCUGAGUCAUAACAAAAUCUUAACAAAUUUAAAAGAACUGAAACAAUGCACAGUAUGUUCUCUGGCUGUAAUGGAGCUAUAUUAGAAAUCAAUGACAAAAAUAUCUGGUAAAUUUCCAAAUGUUUGAAAAUUAAAGACACAUAAAUAACCCAUGGGUACCUCAAAGCAAAUUAGAAAAUAUUUUUAAUUAAAUGACAAUUAAAACACAACAUAAUAGAAUUUUUGGUAUGCACCUAAAGCAAUGCUUAGAGGAAAAAUUAUGACAUUAAACGCUUAUGUUAGAAAAGACAGUUAUAGGAGAGGAAAAAGUUUCCCUUGACCCACUUAGUGGAAGAUUAGAUCAUUGAUGGGAGGCUUUGAUGAGGUUCCAGACAUGCUACUUCCAAAUAUGGCACCUUGGAUUUUGAAUACUUUAAGGUGAAGGCCUCUGAGAAAACAGCAGAAGUAAGGAAGUAACCCUGACCUUCCCCUAACCCUUCUCAGACUCCCCUGGCUGGGUCUGAAAAUUAAAAUGACAAAGACAUUCACAGGAGAAAAGUAUGCAAAUUUAUUUAAUAUGAAUUUUACAUACAAGGGAGCCUUCAUAAGGAAACGAAGACCUGAAGAAACAGACCUGAGUAGUUUUAUUCUAGGUCUGAUGACGCGAAGACAGAAAUAUGAUAGGAUCAGAGAGCACGUGGUAAGUGUAGUAAACUGUGGAAAGUUAGCAAGACCUGUUUGUUCAGAUGCUCCUUUCUUAUGGGUAUAGGGAAGGAACUUCUUAUAUGAGGGUAUAUGAUCUGUUUCAGGGAAGAAAGGCAGUGGGGAGGUCAGGGUUACUUCCAUACUUCUGCUGUUUUCUCAAAGUCCUUCAGCUUAAAGUAUUCAAUAUGGCAAGAUGCCAUAUUUGGAAGUAGCAUGUCGUGAACCUCAUUAAAGCCUCCCAUCAAUGAUCUAAGCUUCCACCUCAUGAAAUUAGAAACAGGCAAACUUAAGCCAAGCUGACGUAAGGCAAUAAUACAGAAAAUGAAUCAAGAAAACAGAAUAAUAAGAGGGAAAAAAUCAAUAAGGGACUUCCCUGGUGGCACAGUGGAUAGGAAUCUACCUGCCAAUGAA
Messenger RNA from Bubalus bubalis (water buffalo), 1833 nucleotides. RefSeq lists its product as uncharacterized. Lineage: Eukaryota; Metazoa; Chordata; Mammalia; Artiodactyla; Bovidae. The transcript has 3 exons. The coding region runs from base 122 to 823 and encodes 233 amino acids. The record is from RefSeq and is a predicted model, not a curated record.